AUGGAGUUCAGGGUUGGGGAAUAUAUGUUCUUGAAGGUGUCUCCUAUGCGUGGUGUGAUGCAAUUUGGCAAGAAGGGCAAAUUGGCCCCUCGAUAUGUGGGACCCUUUGAGAUUAUUGACAGAAUUGGAGAGGUGGCAUACAACCUAGACUUACCACCAAAUUUCUCGCACGUGCAUCCGGUAUUCUAUAUAUCAAUGUUAAGGAAGUGCAUUUCAGACCCUUCGCAUGUGUUGCAGCCUCAGUAUGUGGAAGUAAGCAAAGAUCUAACUUACGAGGAGCAGCCAAUCAUGAUCGUGGAUACUCAAGUUUGCCAACUGCACUCUAAAGUUAUUUCGAUGGUUAAAGUGUUGUGGCGGAAUCAUUCAUCUAAAGAGUGUAUUUGGGAGACUGAGCUGGAAAUGAGGAGUCUUUACCUUCAUCUAUUUCAAUCCUAA
This is a messenger RNA of Ricinus communis (castor bean), 435 nucleotides long. RefSeq lists its product as uncharacterized. The record is from RefSeq and is a predicted model, not a curated record. The coding region runs from base 1 to 435 and encodes 144 amino acids. Lineage: Eukaryota; Viridiplantae; Streptophyta; Magnoliopsida; Malpighiales; Euphorbiaceae. The transcript has a single exon.